Molecule: messenger RNA, 1448 nt
Organism: Macrobrachium nipponense
Lineage: Eukaryota; Metazoa; Arthropoda; Malacostraca; Decapoda; Palaemonidae
Exons: 3
Coding region: 753-1448 (231 amino acids)
Source: RefSeq, a predicted model, not a curated record
GUAUGUAUGCUUUUUAUAUCUUUCUAUUCCCUUUUCGAAUGUUUUUUCAGAUUAACCAAUAAAAAGUUGAAAUUACAUGGGAUUUGAGAUGCCCACCCUGCAACAGUACCGGGAUAUUCCUUGCAUGGCUGGGCUUAAACGCUUCAUUAACUCAAAAGUUCUUCAGGAGAUGGGAUGUCAAAUACAAGUCAUUACUGGUUUUAUUCUCCCUAUUUUUAUCAUUUUUUUAUGACAUUGUUUUUCAUUUGCAUUAUUUUUUUCUAUUUUUAUCAUUAUUAUUAUUCAGUUGUAAAAAUAUGAUAUAGCCUAACACAUCAUUACUUGAUAGUUUCUGCAUUCAAUCACUUUACUUUGUAAAUUCAAUACAAGAUAAAACCAGUAAUCUCAUAAUUGUUAGCGUUUGUAGAUGAAUAACAACAACAACAAUAACAAUUCCAUCAAUUCCAAAGAUAUUUCCAAUCGCCUUCAGAGACGGGAGGCUGAAGCUUUACAAACAUCCCCCGAAUAAUCUGUAACCCCAGUGCAACGCUGCUCAAUGUACAGCACAUCACAGCCCACACGCCCCGAGUCGCAAGCGAGCGAGCAGCCUGAGCCAGACACAGGAGUCGCCAACAAAGGCCGACUUGCUCGAAGCAUUCGGGAGCCGUGCGCACAAGGGGGUUGGGGGGACGCCUCCCUGGUCACUCGCAUCAGUUGUGCGCUGGUGCUCGAAUAGUGAGUGCGUUCGUCGCCUUGGUGCUCGGCGCGUUCACAUGGAGUGGCAUCGCAGUACGUGUGUGACUUUGAUAGCCGAGUAUGAGAAGCGUCCUGUUCUGUGGGAUCCCGAACACGGAUCCUAUUUCAACAAGACGAAGAAACUGGAGCAGUGGGAGGAAGUGGCUCAGGUCAUAGGAUGCACCGUGGAGGAGGUCAAGAGGAAGAUGGACAGUCUGCUCGGCAGCUUCAGAAGGGAGCGGGCGAAGGCAAACAGGCACAAAGGAAGCGACAAAGGUGGCCUGAAACCCUUCGUUUCCAAAUGGUUCGCGUACAAGCCGAUGGCUUUCUUGCUGGAGAGAGACGAUCCAAGACCUUCUUCCCCCGCAGCUGCCAAAGAGUGUCCUCGCCCUCCGACGGGGAUGGAAGCCAACAGGGACGCCACCGGGACCUCCCACCUGGAGCAGCGCCAGGAACCCAGGGCGUCGUCGUGUCCUACGGGGACAGAGGGCGACAGGGAGCGGAAUGUCGUCAAGAAGAAGAAAUUACAACACACGAAGAAGACUUCCUCCACAUUCCAGGACGGAAUCGCCUUCCUGAACGUUCCGCGUGACGACAACCAGAUCUUCGGAGAAUUCGUGGCUGCGGAACUGCGCCAAAUACGCUCCGACGAAAGGAGGAGACGGCUCAAGCUCGCCAUCCAGAAGGCCAUCGUUGCCAUGGGGGAGGAGGGGGACGCCGAACUCUCCUCCUAG